Megalops cyprinoides (Indo-Pacific tarpon) is the source of this 1829-nucleotide messenger RNA. RefSeq names its product eukaryotic translation elongation factor 1 epsilon 1 (gene eef1e1). The record is from RefSeq and is a predicted model, not a curated record. Bases 24 to 545 code for a protein of 173 amino acids. The transcript has 4 exons. NCBI's taxonomy places the organism in Eukaryota, Metazoa, Chordata, Actinopteri, Elopiformes, Megalopidae. Gene Ontology annotation, cellular component: aminoacyl-tRNA synthetase multienzyme complex; nucleus; cytoplasm. Gene Ontology annotation, biological process: positive regulation of DNA damage response, signal transduction by p53 class mediator.
GCGCUUAAUACCAGUCAGCAAAGAUGGCGUUGAGAGAGUUAUCCUCGCUGGAGAAGUCCCUUGGACUGAAAAAGCCUAACAAAUACAGCACACAAGGCGACAAAAAGGUCCCUGUUCUCCAGAGCAACAAUGGGCCCAGCUUGACCGGGCUGGUGACCAUCGCCACUCACCUGGUCAGGGAGGCCGAGCGGCCCGAGCUGCUGGGCGGCUCUGCGGAACAGAGGGCCGUAGUACAGCAGUGGCUGGAGUACAGGGUGACCAAACUGGACAACUGCCCAAAGGAGGAAAUCAAGACCGUCCUUCAGGACCUCAACCAGUAUCUGGAAGAUAAGGUGUACAUGGCCGGAGACACUUUCACUCUAGCAGACACCCUCAUGUACUAUGGAAUCCAUCACAUGAUGGUAGACCUGGCCAUCCAGGAGAAGGAGAAGCACGCAAACGUGUCCAGGUGGUUCGACCACGUCCAGCACUACCCCGGGGUGCGGCACCACCUGCCCCUCGUGGUGGUUCUGAGGAAUCGCCUCUACACCGGCGGGCACCACUGAGAGCGUCGUCCCAGGACGAGGUGGUCACUGGCAGCCCCUCCAUUGGGUGGGAGUGUGUGUGUGUCGGGGGGCGGGGGGAGGGGGUGCCAUUUUGUCCUGUGCCACCCUGUGCACCCUGCUUCACUCCCUUGCCCUCAGCGUCAGCAGUCAGGAUAGCUGACGCCCAGGUGCACGGCGUGAGCGGCAGGGAAACCCGAUCUCGCUAAAUCUGUCGGUGUCGGCUGGCGUUUGGCUCUCUCAUUUCCUAUGUUUUUGACGGUGGUCGAGGGUGUCUUUUUUUCUGUGUAUUAAAAUAUUUUUUAACAAUUAAAGAGGUCGAAAGGAUCAGAGUAUCAGGGGACUUUGUCCAAGUGCUGCUAGGAACACAACCCAGAAAGGAUUCUUGUCUAUAUGAUAGUUAUUACAUGUUAUAUGGCUGUCCAUUACAGUUUACAGUAACAGUUCAUGUGAACAUUCAGUCUAAUCUCAGCUGCGAGUGAAAAGAACACUUAAGGCAGUGGGAAGAGGUGAGAAAAGGGAAAAUUUUUGCAAUCUUUUUGCACAUCUAAAGGCUGUUAAAUCUUAUUCUAACAAUGUUCCCUUUAUGCUGAAUAUCCAUUUUCCCUAGUAAAUGCCACAUCCUUUUUUGUGGCUACGCUCUUGAGAAAGUUUCCGCUUUGCCUAUGCACUUGGCCCUAUUUUUGGUACAGAACCUCUAGCAGUGUGGGAUGCAGCCUCCAGUCGAAAUCAGAGUUACUUGAAUCAAUCAGCGUGUUUAUGCUGAAGGGGAGAGGGCAGCUCACCAGCUGUAAAAAUGGAUCCAUAAUUGGCAGGGUUACUCUGUCUAUGGGGCCCGGGUGAAAACAAUGCAUUGUGUGUCACUCCUUUAGUUUUUUCCCAUUCGCAGAGCUGGAGGGCGGGAAAUCCUUUUAUGUGCAACAUCCCAGUGUUUGCAUGCCUUGCACAAACAAACUUGAUUCAUCUAUUAGCAGCUUUCGGGGGUAUUGUCCGUCCCUGGACGCGUAUGUUGAACACUAGCACCACAUGGGGAAAAAAAUGCUCAUUCCUCAAUCGUUUACGUACAGUACCCAAUUCUCCACCUGCUGUAUCCGUACGAGUUUCACCCUUUAAUAAAAAGUCAUGGUGAAAUCUGUUGUCUUUUCCUGUUUCUUUGGGAUAAGAUACAUUAAUUGAGACCCUUGCUUCUUUGGCCUUUUCGCUGAAAUGCUUCCAUAUGAGCCUUUGUAUCGUAACUGGUGCUUUACCGCUAUUAUUAAUGGUGUUAAAUGUCAACAGAGUGUUGUC